This is a messenger RNA of Cornus florida, 681 nucleotides long. RefSeq lists its product as uncharacterized. Gene Ontology annotation, biological process: ubiquitin-dependent protein catabolic process. NCBI's taxonomy places the organism in Eukaryota, Viridiplantae, Streptophyta, Magnoliopsida, Cornales, Cornaceae. The transcript has a single exon. The record is from RefSeq and is a predicted model, not a curated record. Bases 1 to 681 code for a protein of 226 amino acids. Gene Ontology annotation, molecular function: ubiquitin protein ligase activity.
AUGUCAAGCCGAACCAGUUACGCAUGGCAGGUUGAUCGAGACGCUGCAAAACUUGGCAAGAAAUCGCACCCUAAUUUGCUUCUCAUCAAAUUUUGCGUUGAUGAACGUGUAUUCAACGCUGAUUCCGUCGGCGGAGGAGGGUAUCAGAUCGAGACCAAAGAAUAUUUCACGGCGUCGACUUUGCACCUAAUGUCAUCGGAGGAUCACGUGCAAGACAUAAUGCGUCAAUACAUAUGUCGUUUGGUCUCUCUCAUGGAUAUCUCCAUAGAUGACAGCAACAACCAUAUGAUCGACGACAUCAUGUCUUUCGCUCGCCGGACGUUAGGCACAGAUGGAUGUCGUGCUUGUGGAACUAUGCCGGCAUGUCAAGUUUGUACCACCUGUGGUGCCGUACCGGUGAUUGUGGUUCGUGUUCUAGUGGAGACGUACCAGUCAAUGGAGGAGGUCGAUGUUAAGGGCUUGGAAAAACUGAGAUUUCAGCACUUGUGUCCACCCUCUACGUGUUCGAUGAAUUGCACAGAAGAGAUACCCAUGUGUGCCAUAUGUUUGGAGAAAUUCGAAUUUGAGAUGGACGUUGCUCGUUUGCCCUGUUUGCACAUGUAUCAUGUAGAUUGCAUUCUUCAAUGGUUGAAGAAGAGGAAUUGCUGCCCCCUGUGCCGCUAUGAGAUGCCGCCAACUUAA